CUGGUAAUUGGGAGGAAUUGGUAUGAAAAGUGUGGUGAAGGAAACGGAUAGAUAGAAUAAAGCAAGGAGGGCCAGGAAACGGUACUACAGACAAAGAAACACACUCCUUAACUCUUUUCUUUUCCACUCUCAUCUUCUUCCUUCAACUUUUCUUUUAUUUCUCCCCAAUGAUUCUACUACAUUACCCAUCUCCUCUUGCAUAUUAAAUGGGAUGGUGUUGGAGAUAGCGAUGUGGGAGGUGGUGGCUUGGUUGGUAGGGAAGAAUAAAUGCCGGUUAAGAGAAGCAGGCCCUACACAACAAUGCAAGACAUGGUGGAGAGAUUAGUAGCAGUAACUCCUCAAGCUCACAGACACAGAUUGGAUUUUCAUUGUUCAAGGGCAUCAUUGCCUUACAAAGUCUAGAGAGAGAAACACCCUCUCUCUCUCUCUCAUGCACGUGCUUCAUCCUUCAUUUGGUGGCAAUCUCUGAAUUUAUACAUCACACCCUAUUAAAAGAACUUUAUUUAAUUCCCUCCCACUGUCUCACCUGCUUCCUUUCCAGCAAAGGUACAGCCACCAUUUCCACCUUCUUCAUUUCAUCACAUUUACUCUUCUCUUCCCCCCCCACUCCUCCCUGCCCUCCAUUCCUUCUCUCUCUUUCUCUCCAAAAGCUCCCAUUUUUAUGUCACCCCACAAUCAAUCAACCAUUAAAAAACACGGAACACGACGUGGGCAUUAUUGAAUCUUUCUUCUUCAUGCUUAUACGGAGAACCAUGGAGGAAAAAACAGUGAGAGAUUAAACGGGUACUAUUUUUAUUCUUUUUUUUUGGGUUUGUUUCUCUCUCCUGCAAUUCCAGUCUUCUGAAUGAGAAUGCUCCCCGUCGGUGAUGAUCGUGAUGUUUUGUUUCUUAUUGGACCGACUUUACGAUUACCUGAAACUUUGUAGCUGAGGAAGCAACACCUCAGAAUCGACUCUGGUUCGGUUGUGACAGCUAUGAUGUCAAAGGGGUGAUCACAUUGUUUCGAGCAUGAGAAGACACCGUGCUAUUCAUCUCUCUCAUGCUCUACUGUGCACCUUUUUUUAUUGUCUUGUGACAGCUUCUGCAGUGACCGAGAAGGAAAUUUUGCUUGAAUUCAAAGGUAACAUCACGGACGAUCCACGCGCCAGCUUGAGUUCGUGGGUUUCAAGUGGGAACCCGUGCAACGAUUACAGAGGCGUUUCGUGUAACUCUGAAGGGUUUGUGGAGAGAAUCGUGCUGUGGAACACUAGCUUGGGAGGGGUGUUAUCCUCGUCACUUUCGGGGUUGAAGAGGUUGAGGAUAUUGACGUUGUUCGGAAACCGUCUCUCGGGUGGUAUUCCAGAAGGGUAUGGUGAUCUUCACUCACUGUGGAAGAUCAAUUUGAGUUCCAAUGCUUUAUCUGGUUCUAUCCCCGAGUUCAUUGGUGAUUUGCCUAGCAUUCGGUUUCUGGAUUUAUCCAAGAAUGGCUUCACUGGGGAGAUACCUUCGGUUUUGUUUCGGUACUGCUACAAAACAAGGUUCGUUUCUCUUUCUCAUAACAACCUCGCCGGUUCAAUUCCUGCCUCCUUGGUGAACUGCUUUAACCUUGAAGGGUUUGAUUUCUCCUUCAACAACCUUAGUGGGGUUGUCCCUUCCGGGCUUUGUGGCAUUCCAAGGUUGUCUUAUGUGUCGCUGAGAAACAAUGCCUUGUCAGGGAGCGUGCAGGAGCUCAUUUCCUCAUGCCAAAGUCUGGAACAUUUGGAUUUUGGAAGUAAUAGGUUCACUGAUUUGGCACCGUUCAGUGUCCUUGAAAUGCAAAAUCUUACCUAUCUCAAUUUAUCGUAUAAUGGGUUUGGAGGACAUAUUCCUGAGAUCAGUUCCUGUAGUGGGAGAUUGCAAAUCUUGGAUGCUUCGGGGAAUCUUUUAGAUGGGGAGAUUCCCACCAGCAUAACAAAAUGCAAGAGCCUAAAGCUCUUGGCGUUGGAAUUGAAUAGACUGGAGGGGAAUAUCCCAAUGGAUAUUCCGGAACUGCGGGGACUAAUUGUUAUCAAAUUGGGUAAUAAUUCCAUUGGUGGAAUGAUCCCCAAGGGCUUUGGCAGCGUCGAGCUUCUUGAAUUGCUGGAUUUGCACAAUCUGAACCUCGUUGGCCAAAUUCCUGAUGAUAUAAGCAAUUGCAAGUUUCUUCUUGGGCUGGACCUUUCUGGUAAUAAAUUAGAAGGUGAGAUUCCUCAGACUCUUUACAACUUGACAAACCUGGAAUCCCUUAACCUACAUCAUAACGAGCUUAAUGGAAGCAUCCCCCCAAGCCUAGGAAACCUAUCAAGGAUUCAGUACCUAGAUCUUUCACAUAAUUCACUUUCUGGCCCAAUCCCUACUUCCCUUGGAAAUUUAAAUAACUUGACACAUUUUGAUCUCUCAUUCAAUAAUCUGUCUGGUUUCAUUCCUGAGAUUGAAAACAUACAGCGUUUUGGUGCAUCUGCAUUUUCCAAUAAUCCUUUUCUCUGUGGUCGUCCUUUGGACACCCCUUGCUUGGUAAACGGAGCUACAUCGCCUUCAUCUCCUGGGAAGGCUAAAGUUCUAAGCACCUCAGCAAUCGUUGCAAUUGUUGCUGCAGCUGUAAUUCUCACUGGGGUUUGUUUGGUGACCAUCAUGAAUAUGGCGGCACGUGGUAGAAAAAAACAGGAUGAUCAGAUUAUGAUUGUUGAGAGCACCCCUCUUGGGUCAACAGAAUCAAAUCUUAUAAUUGGAAAGCUGGUUCUCUUCAGCAAAAGUUUACCAUCAAAAUAUGAAGAUUGGGAGGCAGGUACCAAAGCAUUGCUUGAUAAAGAGUCUUUGAUAGGUGGUGGAUCAAUUGGUACAGUCUACCGAACUGAUUUUGAAGGCGGGAUCUCAAUUGCAGUGAAGAAGCUCGAGACUAUGGGAAGGAUUAGAAACCAGGAGGAAUUUGAGCAUGAAAUUGGGCGACUAGGCAAUCUUCAACACCCUAAUUUAGUUGCUUUUCAAGGUUAUUAUUGGUCCUCUUCAAUGCAUUUGAUUCUAUCAGAGUUUGUCCCAAAUGGGAAUCUCUAUGAUAAUCUACAUGGGUUGGGCUAUGCUGGAACCAGUACUAGUAGAGGAAAUAGGGAAUUAUAUUGGUCUAGAAGGUUUCAAAUUGCAGUGGGAACCGCAAGAGCCCUUGCUUAUCUCCACCAUGACUGUAGACCUCCAAUUCUUCAUCUCAACAUUAAAUCCUCUAACAUACUCCUAGAUGACAAGUAUGAAGCUAAGUUGUCUGAUUAUGGAUUAGGAAAGUUACUUCCCAUUUUGGAUAAUUAUGGUUUGACCAAAUUCCACAAUGCUGUGGGAUAUGUUGCACCAGAGUUGGCUCAAGGGCUGAGGCAGAGUGAAAAAUGUGAUGUUUACAGUUUUGGAGUCAUUCUUUUGGAGCUGGUUACAGGGAGGAAGCCUGUGGAAAGUCCAACCACAAAUGAGGUGGUGGUCUUGUGUGAAUAUGUAAGAGGUUUGUUAGAGACUAGCUCAGCUUCAGAUUGCUUUGACAGAAAUUUACUGGGCUUUACUGAGAACGAAUUAAUUCAGGUUAUGAGAUUGGGACUAAUUUGUACUUCGGAGGAUCCUUUAAGGAGACCAAGCAUGGCUGAGGUUGUCCAGGUCCUUGAGUCCAUUAGAAAUGGAUUAGAUUCCCAUUAAUCAGUUAUAGCUUUUCCAUGCUGUGCAGCUCAGAAUUGAAGUGAUUGCUUAAUUUGUUAAAUUCUUCAUGGACAGGAGGUAUCAGAUUUAGGCAUUUAGGCAUACAUGGAACGAGAUUUGGAUCAGGAUGGAAUGUGUGUGCAGGAGGUAUCAGAUUUGUUACUCGGCCAUUCAAAACGCAGAAAAGAAAAGGAUAAAAAUUCUUUUGUAUUCUUUUUUAUAUUGCCAUUAUUUUUUUCAUAAAUUUGUAACUUCUGCAAAUAAGGGCAUUUGUUUAUUCCAUUACUUCUCGUGCUUUCAAGGGGGAAACAAAAAGUCUUGUUAUUCAUUUCCUACUAAUUCUGUUUCGGCUUCGGUAACAUGUCAUGAGGGAUAAACCACUGUAUGUGAAAAUGUGGGAGAUCACAUAUCUUUUAAUUGUAUGACUAAAAUAGAGUAUAUAUCCUAGAGCAAAUUUCAUCUUACAGUUAUAUGACUUUUUCUAGUUUUUAUCUUUUCUUUCUGCCUCUGCCUUUUCUCCCCAUGAGCAAAUGAUAUGCCUGUCAUUACCAUAAACGAAUUGUUUUUUUUGUAUGAAGACCAUGUCUAGUGGCGCAGAGCAAACAAAACUACUUUUGCUUAGGUUCUCUGCUGAAUUUCCUAUCAACAUUAGAUUUGAUCCGUCUUUUUGAAGAGGAGCUCACCUGAUAAAACGACUUCAAGGAGAUACAUCAUCUAAAAUCACAUAAAGACUAUUAAAGUAUAUUAUGGAUGUAAAUCUUACCAACAUUGAUUUUAUUUUAUAAGACUACAUUAGGACAACACCAGCUUCCAAGAAGGAUAUUUUGUUAAAGUCCGCCCUUCUAAAUUUUUAAUUAUCACAUCAAAUAUAAGAUGUACAGUAGGACUUUCGUACUAAAAUUCACAA
This is a messenger RNA of Vigna umbellata (rice bean), 4572 nucleotides long. RefSeq names its product putative LRR receptor-like serine/threonine-protein kinase At1g12460. Gene Ontology annotation, molecular function: protein binding; protein kinase activity; ATP binding. Lineage: Eukaryota; Viridiplantae; Streptophyta; Magnoliopsida; Fabales; Fabaceae. Gene Ontology annotation, biological process: protein phosphorylation. The record is from RefSeq and is a predicted model, not a curated record.